UUUAGUGAAACAAAUUUGGCGUAGGCAAUGUUUACAUUGACACCGAUAAAAAUGACAGACUGGUUAGCGUACUGUUCUAUAAAGGUGUGUUAUUUUCUCAGGCUGGGUUUAUAAUUGCAAACCAGUCGACAUUGUAUCACAUUGUAUCACUGAGACGCUCGGUAAUAGAUGUAUAUAAGAUAAAUCAAGCGUCUGUCACGUUAUUGAAGUAGACGAAAAAAUAUUGUCAAAUUUUAUCAAAUUAUCAAAUCGUUUACAUCGAAAAUGUCUUGUUCAAAACCCAAACAACGAAAAAUCGACACAUUCUACUGUGUAACAAGCCCAGUGUCUUCUCAGUGUGUUAUUCAGCCAAUUAUUGAAGACAUUUUGACUUUUGUUUGCAAGAGCAAAAAAACUCAUACGACAGCAUUAGACGCUACGAUCAAAUCAUGGUGUAAAGGUUUCCCUUGGCUGUCUGUAACGUCAGAUACGACAGAUGUAGUGCGUUUGAAAUGUGCCUUGUGUUGUAAGCACAAAAUGGGUGGAAAAUGGGCCACAGAAGGGGUUCUCAACAUCCAAAAGUCUAACAUUGAACGGCACUGUACCAGCAGAGAACAUCUUGAUGCUGAAAGGGUGGAAAUAAAAAAAUCAUCUGGUAUAAUUUCUGAGUCAGAGAGUGAAGAUGAUGUUGGUGAUUUGUCAAAACAAGAUUUAUUUCUUUUCCGCACCAUAUAUUGUCUUAUGAAAAGUGAAACCCCCCUAAAUAGAUUAGAUACUAUACUAGAGUUACAGCGACUAAAUGGUGUUGACCUAGAGUAUCAGAACUUAAGCUGGACAACAGUUUCUGAAAUUCAAAAUAUCAUUGCAGAUGGGUUUACAAAGGACCUUGUUAGUGAAAUUAAUUCUUCAAACGUUUAUGCAAUUCUCAUUGAUGAAAGUACUGACAUUAGGGUAAGCAAAAGGUUAUCAAUUUGUGUAAGAUAUGUAAAGAAUGGGCAACCAGUCACAACCUUUCUAGCAAGUACAGAAAUCAGUGAUGGAGGUGCAUAUACUGUUGUAGGGGCAGUGCAUAGUGUUAUUUUAUCGUUAGGGUUAGACUUAACAAAGUGUGUCUCUCUGGCUACCGAUGAGGCAAGUGUUAUGAUGGGAAAAAAGACUGGUAAAGGCGUCCAAAUGAAAGCCAAAUUUUCUCCAUACAUGACACAAACCCACUGCAUUGCUCAUAGAUUGAACCUGGCAAGAGGUGAUGCCAUUAAGAAGAAUGAAACUUUGAAAAAAUUUAAACAGAUGUUUGAAACUUUGUACCAUUUCAUGUCUGCAUCAACUUUACGGAUUAAUAAACUUAAGGCUGUGCAGGAUAUACUUAAUGAACCUGAAAUAAGUAUUAAGGAGCCUCAUUCAAUUAGAUGGUUAGGGCUUAAAAAAGCUGUAGAAGCUGUAUAUGAUUGUUAUGGUGCCUUAUGUUUAUCACUUCUCGAAGGAACAGUUGGAAAGUCGGAAUAUAUGAAAGAACAUGAUGGUAAUGGUUUACAUGAAAUGAAAGACAGCAUCGAGUUUAAAACUCAGUCAGAUGAUGAGGGAGAACCAAAGCCAUUUUAUAAGGGUGAAAAAACUACUGUUGACCUCUUACUUAAUGGUGAUGAACUGAAAACUGAAUGGCAAGGCAUUAAAGCAAUGGUAACUGGGUGUUAUAAAUCAUUGUCACUAAAGGCAUUUUGCAGAAAGAUUAUUCAGAGUUCACUGUCAACAAGCUAUCCCAACUUUGCAAAGCUGGCUGAAAUUGGACUCUGCAUGGAAGUCACCAGUGUAGAAUGUGAGCGGACAUUUAGUGCACAAAACAGACUAAAAAGUAAAUACAGAGCUGCCCUGAAAGAAGAAUCCUUAGAGGCUCUCCUUACUGUGUCACUAAUUGGCCCAACACUCAGCCUGUUUAAGCCAGCAGGCAGUGUGAGGAGAUGGGUUAGGGCAAAGCAGAGAAGGAAAAGGAGGCUAACUGCACCUUACAAGUCAAGAACACUAAAAAAAAUUAUGUCUAAAUGUGUAUGA
This is a messenger RNA of Ruditapes philippinarum (Manila clam), 2025 nucleotides long. Its product is annotated as zinc finger protein 862-like. Gene Ontology annotation, molecular function: protein dimerization activity. The record is from RefSeq and is a predicted model, not a curated record. The transcript has 5 exons. Bases 265 to 2025 code for a protein of 586 amino acids. Lineage: Eukaryota; Metazoa; Mollusca; Bivalvia; Venerida; Veneridae.